UUUCAUUUUCUGUGUGGAAUAUUGAGCUACAAAGUCCACUGUUAGUCUGGUGUUGUAUCUCCUGUUAGGUGGGGGCUGGUCACCUUCCUUUCAUUUUUCUUAUAUUUUGAUAUUUAUAAAAACAAGCCAAGAAACACCAACAAAAUCUCCAAAUUCUUUCUCCUCAAGAAAAGGAUGAAGACAAUAAUGGCGGCAAAAUCUCCUCAAGAAACAUCCUUGUCUUUCUCUAGAAAAUACUUCAACUGGAGAAAGAAGCCUGAAGAUCUUCUUAAUGAUGAUCAACAACACAUUCUUCAUUCCUCGUCGAGUCUUCCUGAUCUUGAAGAUACUCAUAAUAGCUUUACAGAUGUUGAUAUUAAAUCUUGUGUCUUAGUUGAUCCUAAGAAAACUAAGAAGAAGAAGAAAAUGUGUGUCUCAAAGUUGACUUCAUUUUUCACUAGGAGCAUUAGGUCAUCAGAAGAAGAUAAUGUAUCGCUUGGUUGUAAGGUAGUCGGUACACUGUUUGGUUACCGGCGCGGUCAUGUUCAUAUUGUGUUCCAGGAUAAUUCCAAGACUAUACCGGCUUUUCUUAUCGAACUUUCAACACCGACAAGUGUUCUUGUAAGGGAAAUGGCUUCUGGUUUGGUAAGAGUAGCUUUGGAGUGUGAUAAGAAGUGGGAUAAGAAAGGGGUCAAGUUAGUAGAAGAGCCUCUUUGGAGGGCAUAUUGUAAUGGUAAGAAGUGUGGGUAUGCAAUGAGGAGAGAGUGUGGGGCCCAUGAAUGGCGGGUACUUCGAUCUGUGGGGCCUAUUACGAUGGGUGCUGGUGUUUUACCAGGUGGAAGCGAGGAUGAUGAUGAUGAUGGUGAUAGUGAUGAGAGUGGUGGAAGGGUGAAGGCGGAGGGAGAGCUUAUGUAUAUGAGGGCUAAGUUUGAGAGGAUUGUUGGUUCCAAGGAUUCUGAGGCUUUCUAUAUGAUGAAUCCUGAUGGAACUGGGGGUCCUGAGCUUAGUGUUUAUUUGCUCCGAGUUUGAUGUUUUCGAUUUUCGUAUAAACAUGCAUUUUCUUAGGAAUUAUUAUUAAUUUCUUCACAAAUUAAAUUAAUAUUAUUAUAUUCUAUGCUUACUUAAA
This is a messenger RNA of Spinacia oleracea (spinach), 1105 nucleotides long. RefSeq names its product protein MIZU-KUSSEI 1. NCBI's taxonomy places the organism in Eukaryota, Viridiplantae, Streptophyta, Magnoliopsida, Caryophyllales, Amaranthaceae. Gene Ontology annotation, biological process: hydrotropism. The record is from RefSeq and is a predicted model, not a curated record. The transcript has a single exon. The coding region runs from base 175 to 1008 and encodes 277 amino acids.